Messenger RNA from Paramecium tetraurelia, 996 nucleotides. RefSeq lists its product as uncharacterized. Gene Ontology annotation, biological process: protein deubiquitination. Lineage: Eukaryota; Ciliophora; Oligohymenophorea; Peniculida; Parameciidae. The record is from RefSeq and is a predicted model, not a curated record. The transcript has 2 exons. Gene Ontology annotation, molecular function: cysteine-type deubiquitinase activity.
AUGUAAGGUUUAACUAAUAUAGGCAAUACAUGCUAUAUGAAUUCAGUCCUUCAAAUGCUGUAUAAAUUAGAACAACUAAUGCUGGACAUUGAUGAAAUAUACACCAAUUCAAAAGAGAAUAGUUUUCUUAUUACUUAUUACUUCAUGGAAACAUUUUAUUUGAUGAAUAAUCACGAAAUGAAGCCUGAAUGGCUAAAUCAAUUUAGAUAAGUAAUUUGGUAAAUAACCCCUCUAUUAAUAAGCUCACAGUAUCCAUAAUUUAAGCUUAACGAAUAGUAAGAUGCAUAAGAAUUUUUACUAGCUCUUUUGGACAUGUUACAUGAAGAAUUAAGGAAUCCCUUGUCCGGAAAAAUACCUAUAUUUGAAUUUCAAUAAGAUGGUGAAGUAGUAUUAACGUCGCUCAUUAGUUAUAUUGAAUUUGAAAAGUCCCCAAUUACUAAACAUUUUGGAAAUAUCAUUCGAACUCAAAUCAUUUGCCAAUCUUGUAAUUAUAGCAACAAUAAACUAGAAAUAGCUUUCUCGCUUCUCAUUAACGUAGAAAGUAGUAAAAAUACAGUUUUAGAAAUGCUUUAACAAUCAUUCAAUAAAGAAGCAGUUAAAAUGAAAUGCCCUAAAUGUGAAUUGGAAAGAAGGUUUGAUAAAUAAACUACUGUCCUAAAAUAUUCUGAAUAGCUUCUUAUUUGUUUAAAUAGAUACAGAAUACCUGGAGGAUUAAUUGAUAGAUGGUGGAAUGGAAAUGAAAUAUAAAAAAGCACUAAAUCAAUUACUUUAACUAAUAAAUUAAUAAUGGGUAAAUGUGAGAAGAUUUUGAUUGGAAUAGUUGAUCACAGUGGUAGUAAAGAUAAAGGACACUAUCGCUAUUUUCAUUUAAGUGGUAAUGAUUGGGUCUGCUUUAAUGAUGCAAAAAUUAAUUUGCUUUGUGAACAAUCAAUUCAGAAAUUGAUUCACUAAAAUGAAACUUCUUAUAUUUUGCUUUAUUCUAAAUUAUCAUCAUGA